GGGUGAAUCCUACUACACUAUCGGGUCAUGUGGUACACACAAUCACACUCUAUCCCUCUGAUCCUUCAAGCCCUCCCGUUUCCCUCCGUCUCUCACUAAGGCCGAGCACAGUGAGGGAGGGCAAAAAUGCCUGAGCUCAGAGAGAGAGUGAAGAGCCGAGUGACUAAGAGAAGGAGGAAAGGCUGUGAGCAAUCUGAGUCCAGAUUACCACCAAAGCAGGAGCAGAGCGGACAGAAAUACAGGAAUACAAGCUCUCCUAUCAUAUUCUCUACUUGUGUCAAUUUAAAAGGAGAAAAGAAGAGGAUUACAAACUCAAAGGGUGAAAAGAGGAGGAGGGAGAAAACAAAAGCAGAGGAGCAGAAGUAAUGUGUUACCAACAGCGAGCGUUUCAGAGGACAGUGUUGUCAUAGAUGAGGAGGUGAUGCGUGUGAGCGUGUGGGUUUGCAACACAGCAGCGACAAAGGUGAUGUGUGUGUAAAGUGAACCCCCCUUACCUACAAAUCCCCAACACCGUCUACUGAAACUUGGCCUGAGGUUUUGCAAGCCAUGGUGAGGACCGGGAGCUAGCUGAUAUCCUGCUGAACACUAUGGCCCAGGCUAAAGAGAAGAGAGAUGGCAUAUUGUCAUCCAGUGAGAACAGGUGUCGGCCACUAUCAUCAAGCGAGGUGGAGGGCGUAUUGUGGCACGGCCCACGAACAAUUUUUCUGCAGAAGAACUCACAGGGGUUUGGCUUUACUCUGCGGCAUUUUAUUGUCUACCCACCAAAAUCCUUCCUCAAUAACCUUAAGGAUGAAGAGAAUGGAAAUGGAACUAGAAAAGGUUGCCAGAGGUCUUGGUUGGAGCCAAUGGACACAAUCUUCGUGAAGAGUGUGAAAGAAAAUGGUCCCGCCCAACAAGCUGGACUGUGUACAGGGGACAGACUGGUGAAGGUGAACGGGCAGAGCAUUCUGGGGAAAACCUACUCUCAGGUUAUAGCACUCAUCCAAAACAGUGAAAACAUUCUGGAGCUCUCUAUUAUGCCAAAAGAUGAGGAUGUGUUGCAGUUGGUAAGUGCAUACUCCAAGGAUGCCUACAUGAAAGGCAAUGAGCCAUACUCAGGUAAAGCCCAAAACCUCCCUGAGCCACCACCUCUUUACCACCGGACAAACAAGCCCAGCUCUACUUCCUCACAGACUAGCCACAACAUUCACAGCUCCCUUGACAACUGGCAGUGUCGAACCAGCCCUGUCAGCCCACCAUUAGACAACCGCCCCCCUGCUGCUUCUACUCUCCCCGUGUGCUGGUUCAGGAGUCCUGAGGAUCCAAGCAUUCGAUUUGCCCCGUCGGGGGGACACCACGGACGGUCCUCAUCUGCCGUUACUGCACUGGACUUUCACUUUGUUAACCACAAUGCAGCCAUCGCUUCUGCAACUCUGCCUCCACCUCGGAAAGCUCCUGCCCAUGUUCAUGUUGGCACCCUCUACCACCAGGCACUGUCAGACUAUAGCCACAUUCAUGGCACAGAAUGCAUGUCACCCCAGCAUCGCAGUAUAUCUCAGGAUCAUUUAGCUGAGCUGGGGUUGGGCUUGACAGUUACUCCCAAACCAUCAGCUACUGCUGUUGCUUCUUUAGAGCAACGGAGAAGGGAAACCCUCCUACACCACCAGGCAGCUGCUGCUGCUCACUAUUCCUGUUGGUUCAGCAGCUGUGGUAGUUUAUCAGGACCAGCAAAGAAGUCCUGUUCAGAGACCCUGCUGGCAGCCUAUGCCGAAUAUGAGCACAACUACGGACGUUCUAUGGAAACACUGGCCCAAGCCUCCGCUCUGGUCACUGCACAUUCUGAACCAACUUCGCAAAGCUCCAACAUGACAAAAUUCAACAUUCAGAAAGACCUAAGAACCUCGGAACCUCAGCACCAAAACACAGUAAAAUCAUCUAUCACAACCUCUUCUACAGGGCCUCCCAGUGAGAGACAGUCAGGUCAGCAAGUAGCAGAGCCCCAGAAAAGGAGAGGAAGAGAGGAAGAGCAAGUGGGCUACAAAAGUUACAGCCCUACUUUUUCUCACAAAGCUGGUCAUGUCUUUCAGCAAGCCCACUCCUUUAGAGAGCCUGGCUACAGCAGCCCUCACUUUGACUGGAGGCCUGCCACCAGUAGCAGCCCUGCUGAUACUGAUGUAGGGUCCAAGUUCAUCACCCCUCAGUCUGCAUCAGAGGAGGAGAUAAUGGAGCUUGGGGAACACAGAGAAGUCAUCUCUCCUGUAUCCACGACUCAAGAGGUGGUCCUUAGGCAGAAGCUGCCUCCAGGUUGUCAUACCCCCAUUCAGACUCUGCAACAUCCGCACUACACCACACCUGAGGAGCUGCCUGGUUUGACACCCUGCACCUCUCCUGUCCCUGCAACGACUGUUCCCAACCGCAGGUCCAGCGGCAACCUGGCACAGAAUGCAUUUGAUUCCUUAUCCUCUAUUCCCUUCAUAGGUAGUAUUAAAAAUCGACGCUCCUCUUACCUACUCGCCAUCACCACUGAGAGAUCCAGGUCCUGUGACGAGGGUCUCAACACCUUCAGGGAAGAAAGCCCUGUCUUCUCUAAACUACCGAAAAGGGUCAAGAGCUUUUUCACGGAUGGGUCUUUGGAAAGUCUGCAAGCCCAAGAGGACGCCCGAUCCAAGCGCCACUCCACCUCUGAGCUGGGUAUCAUCACCUUCAGUGAUGUUCACAAGGAGGGCUGGCUGCACUACAAACAGAUUCUCACAGAGAAGGGAAAGAAAGUUGGUGGGAGUAUGCGACCCUGGAGACGCGCCUUCUCUGUUCUCCGCUCCCAUUCACUCUUCCUUUACAAAGACAAGCGAGAUGCAGUGAUUCACGGGGCAGGAGCAGAACCCGGUCAGGUUGAACAUUGUCCAAUCAGCAUCCGCUGCUGCUUGAUUGACAUUGCCUACAGUGAAACCAAACGGAAACACACCUUGAGGUUGACCACACAGGAUUUCUGCGAGUACCUGCUUCAGGCUGAGGAUAACGAUGACAUGCUGGCAUGGAUCAAGGUUAUUAGGGAGAAUAGCAAAACAGAUAACGAGGAGAUUGGUUUCUCAAGACAGGCUCUCAUCAACAAGAAGCUGAAUGACUACAAGAAACACAGUCUGACAGGUAGUAAGCUAGACUCCUCUCCCAGAGCCCAUCGUAUGAUGCCGCCCUUCUUUCUGGCAAAAACUGACAACACUUCAGUGAACAGAGCUUCCAGAUCUGGAGGAUCUAAACAUGACUCUGAUGAUAACAAGGCACUGUGGAGCAUCAACAUCAUGAAGAAGGCCAAGAAGACAGGUGUUCCAAAGGCUUUUGGUGUACGACUCGAGGACUGUCAGCCUGCUGUCAACCAUAAAUUUGUUCCUCUAAUAGUGGAGAUGUGUUGUGGUGUCGUAGAGGCAACUGGUCUGGAGUACACUGGUAUAUACCGUGUACCGGGCAACAAUGCCAUGGUGUCUAACUUGCAGGAGCAUCUCAACAAGGGCAUGGACUUGAACACUGCUGAAGAGAGAUGGCAAGACCUGAAUGUUAUCAGCAGUCUACUUAAAACAUUCUUCCGAAAACUGCCUGAGCCUCUGUUUACUGAUGAUAAAUACAAUCACUUCAUUGAUGCCAACCGGAUUGAAGAUGGAGAAGAGAGAUUAAAGACAAUGAAGAAACUGAUCCAUGAACUCCCAGAUCAUUAUUAUCACACCCUUAAGUUUCUGUUGGGUCACCUUAAGAAGGUAGCAGAUCACUCUGAAAAAAAUAAGAUGGAGCCAAGAAAUCUAGCCCUGGUGUUUGGACCCACUCUGGUGAGGACAUCAGAGGACAACAUGACAGACAUGGUCACCCACAUGCCUGAUCGCUACAAAAUAGUAGAGACCCUUAUCCUGCAUUAUGACUGGUUCUUCAGUAAUGAAGAGCUUGAUAAGGAAGAGAAGGCCCCAGAUGAUAAUUGGGACAUACAGCCUUUGCCCAACAUUGACCAUCUGCUGACCAACAUUGGCAAGCCGGGCAUGCCAAGAGAGGCAUCAGGUUCCACCACCAGCGAUUCUCUUAAGUUAAAGCUUUCCUCUGCAUCCAAAAAAGAUCCAAACACCAAGUCCAUCAUCGCUGCCGUCACCCACAAACAUAAAAAAAGUCCAAGUAUCCACACAGUGAGCAGAAACACUGAUGAGAAUUCUGCGCAUGAACCAGCCAAAGCCAGCAAAUAUGGUGAAGAAGGAGGGGUAGGGGAAAAAGAAGACAGAGGAGAGCUAGAUGAAGUUGAGGGAGAACAAACCAUCCUUAAAACUGACGAAAGGAUAGAGGGAAAGAUCUCACUGGUAGGAGGAGAAGAAGCUAAAGCAAAAGUGAGAGAAGGAGCAGGCAGUGAUGCAAAGAGGUCAAAAAGGAGGAACAGCCAAAGAACGAACUUACCGCCAUCACAGCUUUAUCCAAAUAGAGGCUCUGACUCAACCCAUCAGAUCCACACCGCAUGCUCAAAAUCACCACCUCUCAGGAACGCUCCUUCCCAUUUUAAACACAGUCUGGCCAGAGGAUAUCAGACCAUUCCUUUCUGGGUAUUACCCACCAGGUCAUGCAACGUCAGCAGCCAGAGUGAAACUGCUCAGCACCAGUCAGCACCAAUCUGCUAUAGGAAAACUAGAGGUGGGAGGACAAGGGCUGUGUCCAUGAAUCUUGACCUUGAGCUGGGCAGGAAUGAGGAUAGUGUAAGAGGAUGUAGAGAUGAUGGUGUGAAGGUAGUCAGAAUGACUGAGGGAGAGCCAGGUCCCAGGUCCCUACCUCACUGUGCACAGAAGGUUCCCCUUCUCAUCUCCUCUUCAUCAGGAUGGAUAGAUCAGAGUUCCUCAGGACAUUCCACUGUCGUCCUAAGGAGAUCAGGCCUAGACCUGCAGGACAAGAUGAGAGCAUGGCGUCGCCACACAGUGGUAGUUUAACCAGUCUGUUUCAUCCACACUAAUGAAUACCAAGCACUUGGCCUUUACUCACUAACACUGUGUCUCAGUUGUCACCACAAGCAGAAAACUGUCUCCAGAAUAUUCUAUUGGAGAUGUAAUGUGUCACUGGAAAAAAAUGUCAUUGUGUGCAAUUGCAAUGUCAUUCCAAAGUGACAACAAUAAUGCACGGUACUGGGAUUUUUAUCUUAUUUUCACAUACUGCACUCCCCCCCAUGUGCUGCAGAUUUUUCUCUCCUACAAACAUGGUCAGAAAUAAAACUGCUUAAAAAAAUCAAAUACACACUUCUUCAAAAAUGAGGAAAGAAAUAGCACUCCUGACAACAACUGAUGUCAUAGACACUUCAUAUAAACCACAUAAAAGAUGGAGGCUAGCUACAUUAGUGAGAAAGCUGCAUUCAUAAUCUUGUGAACCAAAAGAAAAUCCACGCACAUCUUCAUCUGUCAAUGGAGCAGGUGCAGUGCUGAAGGAAUGAGAUGAAGAAGAAAUAAUGGUUUGCACACUACAGAACUCUAGAUUCCUCAUUUAUUGUAUGCAAUAAAUAAAGAGGCUGCAACCUUUUGGAAUGAAAAUCUACAACAGUAUAAAUGUAAAAGUGCUAUGUGGUAAUAUACAUUUGAGAGAAAACCACAGCAGACAUUUGAGAUUUAGCUGAAGAGCUGUUGCUGCUCUAGUUAUAGCAAGUCACAGUAAAGAUGUCAUCUUUUUUUUCCUCUGCAGCCUGACUCUGGAAUACUUUAACUGGUGUUCCUUUUGCCUACUGGUUUUGACUAAUCACCACGCAGUCUCUCGCUGGAUGAUUGGACUUUUUAGACUUAAAAAUACCUGCAUGGUCAAGACAAAUACAAAUAUGCAAACCUAGAGUAUACAGUAAGACUAUUGUGUUUCCCAGUAUGUGUGUGUGUGUGUGUGUUGCAUGAGGAGGGCCAGAGCUAUAAUAAAACCUGUUUCGUCAUACGUUUUCAAGGCAGCUAUAUGAAGUCAUGCCAAUUUUUUGUGUUUUUUCUCUGUUUGUGUAAUCAUACGGUGUCAGCAGUGUGCAAACAUGAUAAAUAUUUGUUGUUUAUCAUAUUGUGAACUCAUACUUAAUUUCAGUGUUACAGAGACAAGAAAGCAGCUAAAAGCAGAAAGCAGACCAUGUCCUUAAAACCAAAACCACACAGUCUCAUCUGAGUGAUGUUAGCUUUUUGUUCUUUUUCACAGUUUCAGUAUUUUUUUGAUUCCUUCCCAGAAGGUUCCCCUGUUUUGUAAACACAAGUUUCAGGAAUGAAAAAUUGGAAUGGUUAAAAAAAAUGUGUGCGACCUCAACCCAAACUCCAUGUUUGUAUAUCUAGAAUCCAUCUGUCUUCUCUGUCUGUGCCCUUGUGCAUGUAACUCUGCGUGGACCAAUUUUGCAACAGUUGUACAAAGUCUUGUUAACCUGUGUAUAUAAAUAUUAUACAUAUUAAAUUAUUUGUUUUGAAA
Messenger RNA from Oreochromis aureus, 6405 nucleotides. RefSeq names its product rho GTPase-activating protein 21-A-like. The record is from RefSeq and is a predicted model, not a curated record. Lineage: Eukaryota; Metazoa; Chordata; Actinopteri; Cichliformes; Cichlidae. The coding region runs from base 588 to 4922 and encodes 1444 amino acids. The transcript is spliced from 23 exons. Gene Ontology annotation, biological process: signal transduction. Gene Ontology annotation, molecular function: protein binding.